This is a messenger RNA of Triticum aestivum (bread wheat), 1033 nucleotides long. Its product is annotated as double-stranded RNA-binding protein 1. Bases 69 to 740 code for a protein of 223 amino acids. Lineage: Eukaryota; Viridiplantae; Streptophyta; Magnoliopsida; Poales; Poaceae. Gene Ontology annotation, molecular function: double-stranded RNA binding. The transcript is spliced from 4 exons. The record is from RefSeq and is a predicted model, not a curated record.
GCCUCUCCGCCCCAUUCCGACCUCUUUCCGUUCCCUUUCCGACCGAAUCUCCCUCGAGCCCAGCGGCGAUGUUCACUUCCAAGCUGCAUAACCUGUGCCAAAAGCUGCGGUGGCCGGGGCCGGCCUACGCCGACCGGUGCGAGGGCCCAGACCACGCGCCGACUUUCCAUGCCACCGUGGCCGUCGGCCGCGCCGUGUUUCGCUCGCCGGCGGCACCCGGGCCCCGCACGCGCAACCAGGUGCGGGAUCUCGCCGCCAGGGCAGCCUUCGAGGUCCUCGCCGGCUGGGAAGCCCCUCCGCGGCUACAGAUACUGCCCGAAACGCAAGUUCCUUACAAGUGGCAGUUACAAGAUUAUGCUCAGAAGAGACAGAAAGAUUUACCAUUGUAUCACACCAUUCAGAGUGGUCCACUUCACCAGCCAAUGUUCAGGUCAACAGUCACCAUAGAUGGCCGCACCUUUGAAAAUCCGCAAGACCACAACACAAAAAAGAAGGCAGAAUCGGCUGCUGCGGCAGCUGCCCUAAUGGCAUUAGCCGACCAAGCAAAACCACGGGAGAAAAUGCUACUGAACCAAGAGCUGAGGCGGCGACAGCAGCAACUGUGGCACAUGUUGCUUGUGCCAAAUGCGGUUUCUCAAAGUCAAUUGACAGGAUCAAGGUCUACCGACGCCAUCCUGAAAUGGUGUUACCAGAUGGGGCGACCAUACUCCCCUUUAGCGACGAUGAGUGGGUGGCUGUGAGGCUACCCUCCCCUCAACCCUGAAGAUGCAGAUGGUUGGUGCUAGCGCAGCCAAUGCACCUGCGCUGUUGUAUAUGUUGUAGUUUUACCCCAAGUUUGGCUCAACAUAUCCACACUGCAGCUUUAUUAUGUGCCUCUUCGAUUCGACAUGGUUAUAGGCUUGAUGUAAUAAGUGUAUGCUGAUGGUAGUUGGCCCUUGGCCAACCAUCUCGCUAGCUAAACCUGGAUUAUACAUGUUAUCACCAAGUUGUCACUUUGAGUUUACAAGACUGCAACUUUAAUUAUUGGGACCAU